Molecule: messenger RNA, 3417 nt
Organism: Ostrea edulis (European flat oyster)
Lineage: Eukaryota; Metazoa; Mollusca; Bivalvia; Ostreida; Ostreidae
Product: probable 3',5'-cyclic phosphodiesterase pde-5
Exons: 27
Coding region: 342-3086 (914 amino acids)
Biological process (GO): negative regulation of receptor guanylyl cyclase signaling pathway; signal transduction
Molecular function (GO): 3',5'-cGMP-stimulated cyclic-nucleotide phosphodiesterase activity; protein binding
Source: RefSeq, a predicted model, not a curated record
CAAACUAAAACUCGCGAGUGUUGUCGUCUGCUCUAGCGGAAGGCUGGGGGACAUCAGGAUGAUCGAUUUCUGAUGUGGCGGUUGAUGAUGUCGCUUUCACACCCGCUAAUAACGCAUCCCCACCUUCCUACCUCCAUCUUUCAGCUGGUCUAAACACAGCGAAUUAUCUUCAGGUGAAAAUGAGUUUGGCUCCGUAAUCCGCGCACGCUACAGUUUAUUGGUAUUUAAAUGUAUGAAAUCAGAAAGUGGUUUUUAGUGAAUUGUUGUGUUUGCUGUCUGUGGUGAGGUGUGUUUGCUGUUUGACAGUGACAGGAUUACGCAGUGAUGUGAUACCCCGGGCGAUGUCCUCACCUGUCCGACAGAUGACCCACCGGAGACUCCCUCCUCUACCCGGGGUGGCCCCCCACAGGCGUCAGGGCCGACGAUCUCCCGUUACAGACAUGGUGGUAACAGGGGUGACAUGUAGUCCUGGAAUGGGGUCACAUCAUUCCAGUCGGAGUAUCCACAGUUCAUCUACCUUGUACCCGCGGACACCAGAUCUUCAGACUGAGACGGUGACCCAGUUUUUGUUUGAUAACCCGGAAUUCCUCGAUUCUUUUGUAAAUCAACACAUACACGAGGACAGAAUACGACAGUGGUCACAGCGUAAACACAAAGGUCAAGGACAUAAUGCCGUGACCCUUACGAAUGGCAAUUUAUAUAAAGACCAAAGAAGCAAUUGGAAGAAUUGUGUUCAGUCCAAAAAAUGGCGUGUUCUUCAGGACUUGACGAAGGACAACACGACUAAUAAAGCCAAAGUGUUCACCGAACUCGCUGCGUGCGCAGCCGAAUCUGUAAAUGCCGAUGGCCACAAUUUGUAUCUAAUCGACGACCAAAACCAGUUAUUCCUGGCCAGUAAAAGUAGCAGAAACCAACGUGCGCCCACGACAUGCCUUGGGAGAAUCGAACCACGGGCCACACUCCCUGCUUAUGUGGCGUACACAAAGGAAUCCGUGGUCACACAGAGUCUAGUGGGGGAUCCACGGUUUCCAUUGGGACUGGGUGUGGAAACAGAAAGGGGCGUGUCCGCAAUAGCAGUCCCUCUUUUACAUGGGGACAACACCAUUCUAGGUGUAGUGGAAUUGUAUAGGAACUACGGUAAUAUGCCCUUCUCCGCGGAUGAAGAGGAGAUCGCGGCCAAUAUCGUGCUGUGGGGAGGUCUCGCUGUCUUUUACUUAGAGAUGUACAACAACAUGGUGAAACAGAGAAAGCUGAAUGACUUUCUGUUAGCUGUCACGAAAUCUAUUUUCCAAGACAUAGUCAGCAUGGAUACGGUCAUUAUGAAAAUAAUGAAUUAUGCCAAGAAGCUGGUCAUUGCAGACCGCGCCUCACUGUUUCUCCUAGACACCAAAAGUCGCGAGCUUUACGCGCGGAUCUUUGAUACCGGCAGGGUGGAGGAACAUAUCCCUCAGAAAGAAAUAAGAUUUCCCAUGGACAGGGGCGUGGCAGGUCACGUGGCCUCUACGGGGGAGGUGCUAAACAUUGCGGAUGCCUACACAGACAGUCGGUUUAACCGCGAUGUGGACUUACAGACGGGAUACAGGACAAAAAGCAUACUAUGUAUGCCUAUCUAUAACCGAGGAAACAUCAUCGGCGUGGUACAGAUGGUGAAUAAGAUUGACGGGGUUUUCACGAAAGCUGACGAGGAGUCAUUCGAAACCUUCGCUAUAUAUUGUGGACUAGCUCUUCAUCACGCUAAACUGUAUGAUAAAAUCCGUCGAUCGGAGCAGAAGUACCGUGUGGCGGUGGAGGUUCUGUCUUAUCACAGUCAGUGUAACGAGGAGGAGUAUCAGAUGACGAAGCGAAUCCCUCUUCCUGAUGACAUUCCGGAUAUUCUAGAAUAUGAUUACUCUCCAUGGGCGAUUGACAGUGACCACAAACCCGUAUACGUCCUGUACAUGAUGAGGGACAUCUUUGAAAUGCACUCACAUAAAAACAAAAACGAAGAAAGAAGGUUUGACUUGGACGACAUGAUCAGAUUCACAUUGACAGUACGCAAAAACUACAGGAACGUUCCUUAUCACAACUGGGCGCACGCUUUCUCUGUGGCUCACGCUAUGUUCGCCGUCAUCAAAACCUCACAGCAUCACUUCACACCGAUUGAGUGUUUGGCUUUGUUUGUUGCUUGUCUCUGCCAUGACUUAGACCACAGGGGAAAGACGAAUGCUUUCAUGGUCAAGAGUGCUUCCCCUCUGGCUGCCAUUUACUCGACAUCUACCAUGGAACACCAUCAUUUCAACCACACCGUCACCAUUUUACAGAAUGAAGGUCACAAUAUUUUCAAACACCUAACCUCAGCAGAAUACAAGCAGAUUCUGAGUGAUAUUCGACAUUGUAUCCUGGCUACAGACUUGGCACUGUUCUUUAGUAAUAGAUCUCGUCUACAGGACAUUGCCGACAAAAAAGAAUUUUCUUGGCAAAGCGCUGAACACAGGCGUCUUGUUAUGGCCAACAGCAUGACGGCGGCCGAUUUGUGCUCUAUGUACAAACCAUGGAAACUACAGGUACAACUCGUUGACGUCAUCAUGGAGGAGUUUUGGCAACAGGGGGACGAAGAGAGGUCACAGGGACUUACCCCAAUGCCAAUGAUGGACAGGCAGAAAAAGAAUGAGUUACCCCAUCUAGAGGUGGGUUUCUUGGUGGGUAUUUGCCUUCCGUGUUAUGAGGUGAUGGCCCAAAUUCUGCCAGAAACCAAACCAAUGGUUGACGGAGCAGUUGCCAACUUGAAGAAAUGGCGAGAAUUGGCAGAUAAAGAGGCUAAAGAAAAAGAAAAUGAAGAAAUAGAAAAUGCUAAACAAACUGAUGAUCAGGACGACGAUGAAAUCCAAGAACCACCAGUGACAACAGAAAACCCAAAUGAUGACGUCAAAGUGACGUCAGAUAAGACUCUUUUAUCAACAGAGGGUGUAUUAGAUGAUAGUGCUUCAGAUACAAGCUUUUUGGCAGCAGAUAAACCUAUGCCUGACAUCACAAGUGAUCUAACCUCAAACAUCAGUGUAUCGUCAGAAAAGACGGUCUUAUCGUCACAGAGCGAAGAGCUACGAUAAUUUUCCUCUAUUCAGGAGAAAUUUUUACAAUGGUUUUGAAUAUUUAGCUCUAUGAAGCAUUUCCAUGACAAUGAACUUCGUGUUUAGCUACUACGCAGGGUAACCUUGAGGCGCGCAUGCUCUGUGAUGCAAGGUCUGUGAUUUAUUUAUAUUUGUUACCAGAGAGGACAUGCCGUUCGGGUACUCUCAGAUAAUUUAUUCGGAACCUCUUAUUUAUUUUCAUGACGAUAAUACUCCACGACGUUCCAUCCUCUGUGCGUUUUAUUCCGUUACGUGUUUUAUGGUAAUGUUGACGUGUUGGAUAUUGUAGAUUAAAUCGUUAUCAACUUGC